AGCUGAACAUUGGGGAAAUCUGAGUGUCUCAAUACUGUGUUAAUGUGUAACUAAGUGGACUGGUCAUCAUGCAAUAUAUGUUAUUUAAACACUGGCUAGAGCCUCAGUCCACCAUAGUCCAGCUCUAGAAUCAGCAAAGCAUCUGAAGGCACACCGGAAGGAUUUCCCAUUUAGAUGAACAAGAUGUUCCUCGCUCUCUUAAUAGUUUCCUGCUUUGCAAUGGGAACAACCAAUCGAGUGUAUGUCCACCCCUUCAACCUCUUUAGCUCUGAAAACAUCAGCUGUGAGGUUAUCCGGAAUGAGGAACACAAGCCCAUCGAGACUGUCCAUCCACUGACUCCUCUUCAGGACAGCACUGAGCCAGACUCACGAUCCAGCAGCACCACAGAGAACCUGAAAAACCUCACCCAACGGACUGCUGUGUUAGCAGAACUGCAGAAUUCACUCGGGCUACGCAUGUACCAGGCACUUAGUCGUACACAGAAGCAUACCAACACACUGCUGUCUCCCCUAAAUGCCUUUGGGGCUUUGGUGACCCUCUACCUGGGAGCAUCCAAAAAGACUGCUAUUUCCUACCAACAGCUGUUAGGACUCAACCUGGAGUCUGAACAGGCGGACUGUGCAUACUUCAUUGAUGGACACACAGUGUUGCGUACGCUGCAGGCCAUCAGCGCGCAGGUAGACCAAUCACGAAAUGAGCUCAGGACCCUCGUGUGGACUUUCAUUAACAGCGACGCUGACCUUUCCAAAGACUUUUUACGUGGAACACAAGAUUUCUCAGAUGACUCUUUUGUCCGAGCAGUGGACUUCUCAAAGGCAAAGGAAGUUGAGGUGCAGGUGAACAACUUUAUUCAGAAAACAUCAGACAGCAAGGUUAAGGACCUGUUUAAGGGUGUUACUCAAAAAACAGACCUGUUGUUUGCUAGUUCAGUGCAUUUUAAAGGUAACUGGAAAACUGCUUUCCGACCUGAAGCAACCAGUGAUCAGAAGUUCUGGACUCAUGAGAACUCAAGUGUCGAAGUCCCCUUCAUGAUGCAUACUGGAAACAACAUGUACUACAAUGAUGUUGGCAGGAAGUGCUCUAUAGUCAAGCUUGGUCUCAGUAAGAGAACCUAUAUGCUACUAGUGCUGCCUCAUGAGGGAGCUAGUCUGCAGGACAUUGAGAAGCAGCUCUUAACAGUCAUACCUACAUGGCAUCGAAAUCUAAAAGAAACAAAUCUGGAACUAUCUUUGCCCAAAUUCUCCUUGACGGCUGUGACAGACCUGAGAUCAGUUCUAUCUGAAAUGGCAGUGGAAAAAUACCUCAUGGGCUCCGAUGCCAACUUCAGAAGACUGAGCAGCAAGGAGAACUUCACCGUUGAUAAGGUCCUCAACAAGGUUGUGUUUGAGAUGACAGAAGGAGGUUCUGAGGUUCAGAACAGAACUGAAGAUGAAAUGGUUCCCCAUAAAGUCACGGUCAACCGGCCGUUCUUCUUUGCUAUUGUCGAGGGCAACUCUAAUGCCAUACUCAUGCUCGGCAAAAUCAUCAAUCCAACAACCUAAAAAUCUCUGUUCUGGUGGCGACUUUACAUUAUAUUACAAUAUAAACGGUGUUUUAAUGUUUCCAUUCAACUAAUAAGCAUUUGUUAAAACAAUGGACAGCAUCAAGUCAACCUGUUAUAUCUUUGCUCAGGCAGAUUUUUUAGUGAUUUUCAGGACUUGGAUGUUUUAUAUUUUAGUAUCUGCUAAUUCAAAAUGUUUAAUAUAGAGUUUGUUUCUAUGUAUAACAUGGUUACUUGAAUUAACUGCAAUUAUUUUAAUGAUGUAUUCAUAAUAAGAAAUAUGUACAAACUCCAUUUAUGUACUGUUAAAACAAAUUAAAUUUGAAUAUUUA
Messenger RNA from Onychostoma macrolepis, 1873 nucleotides. RefSeq names its product angiotensinogen (gene agt). Gene Ontology annotation, molecular function: serine-type endopeptidase inhibitor activity. Gene Ontology annotation, biological process: regulation of systemic arterial blood pressure by renin-angiotensin. The transcript has 5 exons. The record is from RefSeq and is a predicted model, not a curated record. Bases 175 to 1542 code for a protein of 455 amino acids. NCBI's taxonomy places the organism in Eukaryota, Metazoa, Chordata, Actinopteri, Cypriniformes, Cyprinidae.